Messenger RNA from Aspergillus tanneri, 1077 nucleotides. Its product is annotated as putative 1-aminocyclopropane-1-carboxylate deaminase. The transcript has a single exon. Gene Ontology annotation, biological process: amine catabolic process. The record is from RefSeq and is a predicted model, not a curated record. Bases 1 to 1077 code for a protein of 358 amino acids. Lineage: Eukaryota; Fungi; Ascomycota; Eurotiomycetes; Eurotiales; Aspergillaceae. Gene Ontology annotation, molecular function: pyridoxal phosphate binding; 1-aminocyclopropane-1-carboxylate deaminase activity; D-cysteine desulfhydrase activity.
AUGUCCUCUAUCCUUCUCCCAGCACCCUUCUCCACCAUCCCCCGCACCCCUCUCACAAUCGGCCCAUCACCAAUCCACCCCCUACCACGCAUUACCGCGGACCUCGGCGGACCGGUAACCAUAUACGCGAAACGAGAAGAUCUAAACUCGGGUCUCGCAUACGGGGGCAACAAGACGCGAAAACUGGAAUACCUAGUCGCGGAGGCAAUAUCUCGUGGCGCGACGACACUGAUCAGCAUCGGCGGGGUACAGAGCAACCAUACGCGCCAGGUAGCCGCAGCGGCAGCGCGACUGGGUCUGCGGGCACGACUGGUACAGGAGCAUUGGGUGGAGUGGGAAGACGUCGGAUAUGAGCGGGUGGGGAAUAUUCAGCUUUCGAGGGUGAUGGGUGCGGAGGUCAGGAUGGGGAGGGAUGGAUUUGGGAUCGGACAUAAGGAGUCAUUGAAGCAGGUUAGGGAGGAGUGUGAGGCGAGAGGGGAGACGGUGUAUUAUAUCCCUGCUGGGGCGUCGGAUCAUCCGCUUGGAGGGAUGGGGUUUGCUCGAUGGGCGUUUGAGGUGCGCGAGCAGGAGCGGAAGAUGGGGAUGGUGUUUAGUACGGUGGUGGUUUGUGCGGUAACGGGGUCGACGAUGGCUGGGAUGGUGGCUGGGUUCAAGUUGAUCGAGAAGUUGUAUCCCCAGGAGUCGAAGAAGACGGUUAUUGGCAUUGAUGCGUCGGCGAAGCCCAAGGAGACAAGGGAGCAGGUAUUGCGGAUUGCGAGGAACACGGCAGCACAGAUCGGGUUAUCGGAGGAAGAUAUUGGCGAGGAGGAUAUCAUUCUGGAUGAGAAUUAUCAUGCCGGAACAUACGGUAUCCCUAACCGACAGACGUGGGAGGCCAUCGAGUACGCCGCACGCAUGGAGGCGUUCAUCACGGAUCCUGUCUAUGAGGGCAAGAGCUUUGCCGGUAUGAUCGAUUUGAUCCGCAAGGGCAAGAUCAAGGAAGGGAAUGUCUUGUACGCCCACCUCGGAGGACAAUUGGCUUUGAAUGCCUAUUCGGAUCUGGGCCGGACACCGCAUGGAGGCCCUAUUGAAGCUUAA